Cherax quadricarinatus is the source of this 1944-nucleotide messenger RNA. The record is from RefSeq and is a predicted model, not a curated record. NCBI's taxonomy places the organism in Eukaryota, Metazoa, Arthropoda, Malacostraca, Decapoda, Parastacidae.
AUGAAAGUCGAGUUUGAGUACUGUGACGAGAUUGAAGGUACCUUGGAGGCAGAGAAAAAGCAGAGUGCUCAGCUCAAAGCUACCUUGGAGGCAGAGAAAAAGCAGAGUGCUCAGCUCAAAGCUACCUUGGAGGCAGAGAAAAAGCAGAGUGCUCAGCUCAAAGCUACCUUGGAGACAGAGAAAAAGCACAGUGCUCAACUCAAAGCUACCUUGGAGACAGAGGAAAAGCACAGUGCUCAACUCAAAGCUAACUUGGAGGCAGAGAAAAAGCACAGUGCUCAGCUCAAAGCUACCUUGGAGGCAGAGAAAAAGCAGAGUGCUCAGCUCAAAGCUACCUUGGAGGCAGAGAAAAAGCAGAGUGCUCAGCUCAAAGCUACCUUGGAGACAAAGAAAAAGCACAGUGCUCAACUCAAAGCUAACUUGGAGGCAGAGAAAACGCACAGUGCUCAACUUGAAGAAGAGCUUCAACUGCUGAAAGAACAGAAUAGCGAACUGAAUACUGGGAAAUAUAAACGCCCUUUUAAAAAGGUUUCUGAAGUGGCCAAGAAUCUCAUCAAAAAGAACGAGAUUCAAGCUAAUCAAAUUAAGCGUCUUACGGAAACAGUUAACUUCCAGCGACGGGAAUAUCUGAGUUUACACCAGGAGGCAGAGAAAAAGCACAGUGCUCAGCUCAAAGCUGCCUUGGAGGCAGAGAAGCAGCAGAGUGUUCAGCUCGAAGCUACUUUGGAGGCAGAGAAAAAGCACAGUGCUCAGAUUGAAGAAGAGCUUCAACUGCUGAAAGAACAGGAUAGCGAACUGAAUAAUGAUUUGCUGGAUGUUUACGUAACUUUACAGAAAGAGUUGUUGUUUGUUGAGGAUCAGUUAGUUAUCAAGAGCGAGGAGUGUGAGAGUCUGGCCGCUAACCUCACACAUCUUAAAAGUCAGGUUAAGCCCACGGAAAAGUAUGCUGCAAAAUAUAAACGCCGUUUUAAAAAGGUUUCCGAAGUGGCCAGUAGUCUCAUCAGAGAGAACGAGAUUCAAGCUGAUCACAUUAAGAGUCUUACGGAAACAGUUAACUUCCAGCGACGGGAAUAUGUGAGUUUACACAGUGUUGUAAGUGACGAUCUCCGACCCAACUCUCUGACAACAACGCAAGUUCUGGAAGAAACCCCCAAAGUGAACGUACAAGAGGAAGAUAAUCUCGAGGAGGAAGACGAAACUGAGAUCAAGCUUGAUGAUCUCAGGGAAGAAGACGAAACUGAGGUCAAGCUUGAUGAUCUCAGGGAAGAAGACGAAACUGAGGUCAAGCUUGAUGAUCUCAGGGAGGAAGAAGGAACUGGGGUCAAGCUUGAUGAUCUCAGGGAGAAAGAAGAGAGUGAGAAGGUCAAGCUUGAUGAUAACCUCAGCGAGACAGAAGGAACUGAUAAGGUAAAAGUUGAUGACCUCAGGAAGGAACAAGGAGCAACGACGGAGGAGCAGCAGCUUGAUGAAUUUACCGCUCAUAAACUUAAAAUGUUAAUCCACACUAUCGAACACAAGAAGGAACGUAAGAAGAUGGAAGAACAUCAAGAGAAGAUGGACCGUAUCUUGGUUAUUGUGACGUUCAUCGCAGGUGUCUUCACUCUUCUCUGUAUUGUGACAAGUUUCUUCCCUUACAAGUAAGGUAACUGGCCCCAGGGAACCCGACCUAGACGUGGCCGCUGGGAACCCUGCUAGACCUGACAUCCUGGCCCCUACCUAGACCUGACAUCCUGGCCCCUACCUAGACCUGACAUCCUGGCCCCUGGGAACCCUACCUAGACCUGACAUCCUGGCCCCUGGGAACCCUACCUCUGGGAAAUAUAGUGGUCCCAUGGGAAGUGUAUUGGGUCAGUGGUACCCCUGGGAAGUAUUAUUAGGGGUCAGUGUUACCCCUGGGUAGCAUCAGAGGUCCCUCACUAUUUAAUGUAUAAUUUUAUUUUUUAA